AUGGCGAACGACCCCAUGCGAGUGAAGCUGGAGCAGCUUGACGCUCUUUCGGGAGAAGCCGAGAACGACCCGGCGAAGUUCGGGCGGCUUCUGAACACCACUAUGAGGGCGGGGGCUGCUGCUGGCGGAGACACUCAGCAGACGGAGGCCACGAUCGACGCGCAAGAGGAGCAGGACCUGAUGAAAGAACUCGAGUCUCAGCUCUACGGCUGCGAGAUGGACAUCUCCUCCCAGGACGCCCAGCCGACCCAGUACGAUCUGCCACCUGCUGACUUGCAGACAGAAGGUACAAAGGAUGGCUUUGAUGCCACGUUGGAGCAUCUCAUGCGUGAGGUCGGGCUCGAGGAACGCGAGGAUGAUGCGAUCACAAAAUCUCCAAAGCGAGAGCUUGAAAAUGAUUUUGCCAGGGUCGCCAAGGAACUGGAGGAUGAAACCAUGUUGGCCAAGGAACAUGGGGAAGCUGAGAAAGUCAGCAGAAUGGCGAAGGAAAGGGAGGAAACUGAGAAAGCAAGGUUGGCCAAGGAAAAGGAAGAAGCUGAGAAAGUAAGCAAAAUGAUCAAGCAAAUGGAGGAAGCUGAGAAAGCCAGGUUGGCCAAGGAAAGGGAGGAAGCCGAGAAAGCCAUCAGAAUGGCCAAGGAAAUGGAGCAAGCCAAGCUGGCCAAGGAAAGGGAGGAAACUGAGAAAGCCAGGAUGGCCAAGGAAAUGGAGGAAGCCAAACUGGCCAAGGAAAGGGAGGAAGCUGAGAAAGCCAGGAUGGCCAAGGAAAGGGAGGCAGCCGAGAAAACCAUCAGAAUGGCGAAGGAACUGGAGGAAGCCAAGCUGGCCAAGGAAAGGGAGGAAACUGAGAAAGCCAGGAUGGCCAAGGAAAUGGAGGAAGCCAAGCUGGCCAAGGAAAGGGAGGAAACUGAGAAAGCCAGGAUGGCCAAGGAAAUGGAGGAAGCCAAGCUGGCCAAGGAAAGGGAGGAAGCUGAGAAAGCCAGGUUGGCCAAGGAAAUGGAGGAAGCCAAGCUGGCCAAGGAAAGGGAGGAAGCUGAGAAAGCCAGGAUGGCCAAGGAAAGGGAGGAAGCUGAGAAUGCCAGGUUGGCCAAGGAAAGGGAACAGUUCAGGCUGGCAAGAUUGGCCAAGGACAAGGAGGAGGCCGAACAGAUGAGAUCGGCCAAGGACAAGAGCGACCGUGAGACAGUCAGGCUGGCCAAGGAAAAGGAAGACGCUGAUAAAGCCAAGGUGGAGGCCGUGCGACUUGUAAGAACCAAAGUCGACAUGGCAACACAGGCGGCAAAAAAAUACCAGGCUUUGCCAAUGAACGCGACAAAGUUGCAAAAGCUACAGCUCUUGCAGGACAUUAUGGCUACGGCUACUGGGGAUGAGGGUUGCAAGCAGUUCUGCAAGGAUGAGCUUGCAAAACUGAUCAAGCCGAAGGCAGCAACGCCAGCUCCGGCCCCUACCAGUGAUGCCGAUCCUCCGGCCCCUACCACAACGGGCGCCGAUCCUCCGGCCCCUACCACCAGGGGUGCCGAUCCUCCGGCCGCUACCACCAGGGGUGCCGAUCCUCCGGCCCCUACCACCAGGGGUGCCGUUCCUCCGGCCCCUAAUGCCCCGACCUUUGAUGAUGUCAGUGCGAAGAUGGGUUGGUCAAGUCCUGCAACCCCACGCAUGGUGGAGGCACCUGGUACGCCAUCUCCUGCAACGCCUGGCAGUGCAAUCACAACGCCUGGCAGUGCAAAAACAACGCCUGGCAGUGCAAGCGACGCCUUGGCCCAAGGUUCGGCGCCACUCUACAGCCGAAAGAGCGCCGCCAUGUUCUUGAAUCGCCUGAAAGGCAACCCAAAGAGGAUGCAAGCCUUGCCUGAUGACUUGGCAAAGUUGGUGCGGGACGAAGAUUCAAAGAGCAAAGCCAUCGACUUGAUCGUCGCUGCAGGAGGAGACGAAAAUGAGCUGGUCGGGCAGUGGACUGCAUCGUCCAUUUCUGUGGCGGCGGACAAGGAAAAGGGAAAGAUGAAACCUUUGACGGAACAGGAAUUGAUCGGCAAGUACGGAGCAGUCAAUGCUGCGAAGGUGAUGGAGGAAAAAAGGAAGGCUGGUUUGGAGGUUGAUGAUCCCAAUUGUAAAGGGCUCAAGCUUUACUUGCACAACGAGUGGCAGAGGGAAUGGACGAGGGGCACAGAAGAACGAAGCAGUUUCACUGCUUCCGGAGAAGUUCGUGCGGGUGACGCUGCCAACGUUGCACAAAUUCUCAGUGUGCCCCGGCGGGCGCUCACAGGGCCCGGCCAGGAUGAUGAUGAGACUAUGGACACGGAGGAGGACCCAAAGCCACUUCCGAACAAAAAAACAAGGAAAUCCAGGAAAAAUGAAGCCAGCGGCAAAGGGAACGACGAAGACGAUCAACCUGAGCCGGAAGCACCACGAGUGGAGAAACUUACACCGCUGGACAAGGCGGCAGACUUAAGGGGGCGGGCCCUCUCGAAGGCCAACCACGCUGGCUCGAUGCGGAAGCAGUUGAAAGGAGUCAGCUAUGCGACUGAAUGCCUCAAGGAGAUGACCAACUUCGAGCAGGAGUUCCAGGCGAUCUACGACCAGGUGGACAAGCUCAUCUCUGAGCUGGUCCACGAUGAUGGGGUCUAUCUUCCCAUUGCUACCAGAUAUCUCGAUAUCGCGAAGCGUUAUGAGAGGCCCAGCAAGGUAGCAAACAGCUUGAUCCGAGCUGCGAAGGCGACUCCGAAGGAUCCAACGACCGCAGAUGACUUUGACUCCGCUGGUGCAGCUUUACUGGCCCAGCGCAUGGGUGCUGGAGCGAUACCUGUGGCCGAAACAAGCAGAAUAGCAUCUGCCUUCCGGCGAGAUGGGGCAUCUGGACUUGCCCUUUCACAAAUGGCAAGCAGCGAACGGGAGAGGGAUUUCUUCCGCUGGGUGAAGUUACCCAUCCAGCCCCUGCUGGUGGAUUUGCCUGUGUGGAGCAACACCAAAGAACGCAAGGACAAACAACUGAUAUUUGAGAAAACAGCUUUCUGUCUUCCCAGUGAUGUUCUCUGCGAGCUUUGCAAAAGAUCACUGGUGGAAACCUGUCUUAUUGGACAUUCGCACCUCGGCCCGUCAGUAGAUGAAUGGUGGAAGCAAGAACGGGACCAGGUUUACAUACGGGAGAUCUCCCGGAACAAUCCCAACUACCAGGACAUGCUUCCAUUACGCUUUCAUGAGGAUGGUGUACCAACAACUAAGAGCGAAACAUGCAACUUCUGGUCUUGGACCACGCCUUUGGCUAGCCGCGGAAGCGAGAUCUCUCGCUUCUGUCCCUCGGAAAUUUUCGAUUAG
This is a messenger RNA of Symbiodinium sp. CCMP2592, 3309 nucleotides long. The record is from the annotation of a GenBank genome assembly. NCBI's taxonomy places the organism in Eukaryota, Dinophyceae, Suessiales, Symbiodiniaceae.